Oreochromis niloticus (Nile tilapia) is the source of this 4058-nucleotide messenger RNA. RefSeq names its product microtubule-associated protein 9 (gene map9). Lineage: Eukaryota; Metazoa; Chordata; Actinopteri; Cichliformes; Cichlidae. Gene Ontology annotation, cellular component: astral microtubule. The coding region runs from base 1243 to 3096 and encodes 617 amino acids. The transcript is spliced from 13 exons. Gene Ontology annotation, molecular function: microtubule binding. Gene Ontology annotation, biological process: mitotic spindle assembly; regulation of mitotic cytokinesis; mitotic cytokinesis. The record is from RefSeq and is a predicted model, not a curated record.
CAAAACCACUGAUGGGCUUCUACUUGCUCAGCCACUUAAUGUAUUAGUUGCUGUGAAACGGUGCAUCUUGAUUGUAAUAAUCAAGCAACGCAAUUCUGAAAUUAGGGCUUAUAGAGGAGGGGUGGUAAUUUAGGCUUAUUUUUCCACCAGAUGACCUGGACACUUUGCAGUCACUUUGAGUCCAACAUAAACUCCUCACUACAAGUAUCCUAGAGGCAAAUGUGAAGCCAUCUGUAUGACAGCUAAAGCUUGGUUAAAAAUCGGUCAGUCAGCAGGCCGAUGAGCCCAUGCACAGCAUCAAAGCUACAACAGAAUGGCUGAAAAAAAGAAAAGAAUCAAGGUGUUGCAGUGACCCAGUCAGAGUCCAGACCUCAACCUGACUCAAAUGCAGUGAAAGGACCUUACAAGAGCUGUGCAUAAACAAAUGCCUGCAAACCUCAAUUAACUGAAGCUACUACUGUAAAAAAGAGUGGACCAGAAUUUCUCCACAGUGAUAUUAGGGACUGAUUAAAUUAUACAGAAACCCACUACUUCCAGUUACUGCUGCUAAAAGUGGUUCUUAAGUUUUUCACAGGGUUGCAUAUUUGCAUGUGCUUGUCCACCUUAUAUGUGAAAAAAAUACUGUGACUUCGGAAGUUAUCUACUUUAUUUACCCAGUCUAGCCUCAAAUUGAUAUUAAUAAGGACCGGUAUUUUUUGUAUAAGUGAUUUAAUUAUCAAGAGGAGUAAUCACAUAAAGCGGUUUUAACAUUUCUUUUGAAAAUACCUGAACUAGAGAGAGCCUAAUAUUUAAUUCCUUCGUUGUGUUUUUGCUAUUUAAAUAGUUUAUCUCUUAUUAGCCUUCUUGCUACUUUUAGAUAAACUUUGGAAUAUAAAACUAUGAAUCAUGUCACUCAAGGACUGAACACAAUAGUUCUGACUUUUUAAUAAUUAAUUAAAUAAACAAACAUAUUCCUUCCGAAACAAGUCAUGUCGUAAGUCUUCUGAGCAUGCGCAGUGCUAAAAAGGAAAUGUCCGUCUGUUUCCCUGGGUUACCAUCAACAACUUCGCUAGCCCACAGUAUCUUCAGUAUGUUACCGUGGCUUUAGGGUCUCGUGUAUCAUUAUACAUCUGCAUAAUAAUAUGUAUAGAAUAGGUGAAGCUUGAAGAGCAGCGCGGGAGGUCAAUAACGUGUUUAGUGACUAAGUAGCUCGAGCGAAUGAACCCCAGCUAGCAUGUUAGGGAGCUGUUUACAGCUUUUAGGAUGACCGAACAGGAAUACGGGACGCUUGCUUAUUCAAAAAGCCCGAAAACAUCUAAAAGAACAACAUUUCAGGAUGAACUCCAGGCUGCUGUCUCUGCCAGGGCGAGUAAAGCCAAGACAGAUCAGUACUCCUACUCUGACGACUUCGAAGAAGAUGAAGAUGAUUUUUUAAACAGACUCCUUAAAUUAAGAAAAAAGAAGACAGAUCCUCUCAAAGCUGGGAAAAAUAAAGCCAAAUUCAUCAACAACUUUGACCUCUCAGAUGAUGAAGACAAACACAGGAGGACGAAGAAAGUUUCAUUCCUGAAAACACAAAGAAUCAGCUCUCCCUCCAACAGCACCACUGCAUCAGAGUCACAAGAAAAAAACGAGCCCCUAGACUCCCACACGGCUGCACGCGAUAGUUCUAAUGGGUCAGCAUCUUCACAACGCUCCACAGAUGACGCACAGCUUAAAAAUGCUCAUGUGGAUUCAGCUGAUCCUCAGAUCACAAGAGAAAGCUCAAGUAAAUCUCUGUCAUACCACACAUCAGACGAUACUCUCCUGGACAUGCCUUUACCGUUACCAUCUGACAGCAGCAUGGUGGAAACUCCAGGGCCAGAGCAAAAGAACAGCUCUGCUGCUGAAGAAAGCUCACAGACUUCACAGUUAUCAACAUGUGACCUGAACCACACAGCUUCAGCAGAUAGUGUUCCAGAGAGGGAGCCCCCAAGACCCAAACCUCGGCAAAGGACCCUCGGGUUGAACUUUCACACUUCGGAGAAGCCAGCUGAAGACUUUCAGAAUCUCAGCAGGCCUCCGACUUCUUCUGUAUCAAUUCCUCUCUCAACUGAUACAUCUGGCAGCAUUGCUUGGACAGAAGGAGACCACACAGUUUCACCCUCUUCAAACAAGAGUGCGCGGUCUCCACUCCUCACAAAGUCCACUGUUGAUUCUGGAUCCAAAGAUGGCUUUAUUUCUGAUGACAGCAAAGAGCAGGAGAGGAUCUACUCCACAUCAUUUGAAGAAUUUACUGGAUGCUCAGGAGAUCCCUCAGCUCAUCUCUCUCAUGUCUCUGAGGAAUCUGUUGAAGCAAGGACUUUGAGUUCUCACUCUAAGACCACUCCAAGAUCUCAGAGUGCAUGCUCCAUUAAAGUGGAGUCCAAGUAUUUGGGGUCUCUCAAAGUUCUGGACCGUAAAGUCUCUUUACAAGAGUCUCAGCCACAGGAAGCAGAUUCCCUCCGAGCUGCCAUUUAUCAGGAAUGGCUCAAAAAGAAAAAGGAAAAGUCGAGGGAGAACAUGCAACUGAAGAAGAAAGAGGCCAUGUUGAAAGAAAAAAAGAAAAAGGAAGAGGAGGCUAAAAAGGAAGAUGCUGUUGCGUUCUAUGAGGCUUGGAAGAAAAAGAAGGCAGAAAGCCUCAAAUCUAAGGCCAAAGAGAAGGAAGCUGUGAUUAGAAAAGAGCAAAAAGCAGCUGAGGAGAAAGAAGAAAAAAGGCAGACUGCUCAACAGGUGUUUGAGAAAUGGAAACAUGAGCAUGAUCAUCUGAUAAAAGAGAAUUACAGAAAACAAAAGGAGGCUGAAAAUAAACUGAAGCUUAAAAAACAAGAACAGGAGGAGGCAAGAAAAAGGGACAGCAGGUCUGCCUUUUCUAACUGGUGUGAAAAGAAGAAAGAAGUUAUCAAUGACAAACUCACGUCAGAGCGCGAAGAAAUCAAAAAUAAAGCGGAGGAGGAGAAAUACAUGAAGGAAGAAAGAGAUAAAAUGGCUUUAGAGAUGUAUGAAAACUGGCUGAUGGCACUGACAGAUUUCACUGUCAGGAGGGGAAAAUCUGGACGCUCGACCAACUGUUUCAGCACAUUUUUAAUGAAUAUUUAGUGAAUUUCUUCUGAUUUAAUGCUUUUACUUCAUUCUGUUUCUGAGAGAAAUUGAAUUUAUUUUCCACUUCAAGUUUUUAAAAUAAAAAAAGUGUGAUAGCUUGAUAACAUCAGAACCUUACAUUGUAUAGAUUAUAGAUUAAAUCAGCAUCUUAAUAUAUUUUUUUGUAUUGUAACCUGUUUGUGUAAUUUUUUUUCAUUAAAUAGUAAAGCUCAGAGUUGCCAAAUGAGCCUGCAUUUUACAUAUAAAGCUAAAAUUAAAUAUGUACAGCACUGUGAAAAACUGUUGAUCCAUCCCUCAUUUGUUUAUAUUUUGCUUCCAAGGAGCCAGACUUGGUGUUGAGCGAUAGUUCUCCAGGCUUUCUGAAGGACAUUUUUGAACUAAUUUUUAGAGGAUGUCUUUGUUUUUUCUUGUGGAUCACCAUGCAGCAAUAAAAGUAAUCGUAUGAAAUACUGACUUUCAACCUUGUUGGUAUUGCACCAGCUAUGGCUCAAGACUUUUGCCCAGUACUGCAUAUCCUCUUUGAUUAAUCAUUUCCUGACCUCAGAGUUUUAUGUUGUGUUGCCUUGGAUGUGCGUGACUCGUAGUGCAGUAACUCUCUCCAUUUCGUAGAGCUUUUACAGCAAGACCACAGUUAUGAAAUUGUACACGUGUCUUGAGAUCAUAAUGGGUGUGAUCUUUGACUCAGAGCUUUGUUUUGUCUGCCUGAAGUCCAUCUUCCCCCUCGAUGUUCAGACUAAUUCAUAGAGACGAGAUCACAUCAUCCCUGUCACUACCCGUUACAUAUAUAAUUGAUUUGAACUUUUAUUAAGUUAAAUAUGAGGUUCACAAGACUGUCCCACGCUCUUCUUAAUUUCUUAUAGCUGCUUGUAUAAGGCGUUGUUAUGAGGUGUACAAAUCCAGUAUUUUUGAAUAUACUGUAAGUGUGAGCAGUCCUGGUCCUUGUGGCUGGUGUCACAGAU